AUGGGCACCGCUGGUACACCUGAAGCUUCAGCACCGGAAUUGCUAGAGGGAUUAAAUCAAGAUAUGUUUGCUGAAGAUCUAAGGGAACCACACACAGACACACAGGAAAAGAAUGUCAGACAGAUAGGUACACAGAAAAAGACAAAUGUUAGGGGAUCUUUGCAAGAUGGAAUGAAGUUGCACGGGGCAGAAGGACGAGAAACCUUGACGUUUUAUGAGUACUGUGAAUGCAUUUAUGGAGGUUCAUCUCGCGUGACGGAAGGCAUCCGAAUUACGCCUCCGGAACAGAGAUUAAUUACACGGUGCGUUGAUGUGGCUAGCGUAGACGUGUGGUAUCCCUUACAUGUAUUGUACAAUGUCUAUACCUGUAUCAUACUGCGUGUGUGUGUCCUUAUAUAUAAACAACAAAGUGCGUCACUACAACUGCACACAAGACCCUUCCUUCUCGCUGCCGUACUGAUAUUGACUUCAAUACGCUCAGAACUUCUCGCUUUGCCAAGACUUCUGUAUCGAAGAGUGGCAACUUCCUGUGAUUCCAGAUUCAUUUUCCUGCCAGCUGGUCGUGUCAGGAACUCCUUCGAGUGUUUGCGUCAUACAGUUGGCUUUGAAAUGGACCAUGAUGGUAUCUCCGCCCUGGCAUCAGUGCACGCAGCCUCCACAACCCUCGAAGAGCUGGAAGCCGAGAAGGCGAGACUGAAGACUCGUCUGGAGGAGACCCGAGAAGCCCUCGUAUGCCGUGUGUGCUUAGACCGCCCCGUGGCAGCUGUCUUCAUGCCCUGCGCCCACCUCAACACGUGCCACUCCUGCUCUGCGUCCCUGACUAUGUGCCCGCUCUGCCGGACGCCUAUACACUAUGCCGCUGCCGUUAUCAUCGACUGAGGGGAGUGAAGGGACGGUACCGGCUGUGCAGUUGGUCGUCUUCGUGAAUAUACACAAGCGGGGGAAAGGAAAUAACCUGAACGGAUUUCCCUACACUUUGAGUUAUUCUAAAGGGAUGAGAUUUAAUACUAAUCCUAUUUCUGUUUAAAGGUUUCAAGUCUCUUAGAUGUCUUCUCUGUUAUGUAAUCAGCUGUUUCUGCGAAAGAUAUAAUCUAUAAUUUAUAUUCAUCUGCAUUAUACAUAUUACAUGUGUGUGUGUAUUUAAAUCCAUUAUAAGCCGAUGUGCAUAAAUCAGAGGUUAGUUUAUGUUAAAGUAACUCGUAAUUUUAAGUUUUAUUGAUACAAAUAACAGAGUAUAACUUUUUUAUAUAAUAUAAUUGAAGACUAUAUAUUAAGAGUUUUUAUGUCAUCGUUAUCAGUAAUAUAUUAAUAUAUUUUCAUAUAUUUGACCCGAAUAAAUUGAAAUUUAUAUACAGAUUUCAGUCCAGUGACAGUAUACACAUGUGAAGACUUGUAUAUAUCGGUACUGAUAACACAUCCUUUAAUGGCUAUUAUCUUUUGAUAGUAUAAAUGUCAUAAACCUUUUUUUUGCGAUAAUUAGAUAAGAUUUUGUACGUUAAAUAUAACUUAUCGUUUAUUU
Messenger RNA from Penaeus indicus, 1519 nucleotides. RefSeq lists its product as uncharacterized. The record is from RefSeq and is a predicted model, not a curated record. The coding region runs from base 1 to 879 and encodes 292 amino acids. The transcript has 6 exons. Lineage: Eukaryota; Metazoa; Arthropoda; Malacostraca; Decapoda; Penaeidae.